This is a messenger RNA of Plasmopara halstedii, 531 nucleotides long. RefSeq lists its product as uncharacterized. The transcript has 2 exons. The record is from RefSeq and is a predicted model, not a curated record. Bases 1 to 531 code for a protein of 176 amino acids. Lineage: Eukaryota; Oomycota; Peronosporomycetes; Peronosporales; Peronosporaceae.
AUGAAAAGCUUUCGCAAAACGAAGAAGAUCUCAAGCGGCCUUCCAUCUGGAUGGCCGUGCGAAGAAUUGUGCGAUGACAUGAAAAGUCAACCGUUCCAGCUAUUUUGCCACAUGGCAAGCGUUGGAGAUGAUCAUGGAUUCGAUGUUCCUUCCACCAAAUGUGGCAUUUCGACAGCGGUCGGAAUUUUGUCAUUCCGUCAAGACAGUUUUACAUUGAACGACUAUGCACAGAAGCUCCGUGAGCUUCGUGCCAGUAUGGCAAGCGAUCCACAGCCAGAGGCAGUGAUGGGUUCUGUGUUUACAGAGGAACUCACUUAUGAUCCUCCUAAGACUGAAGUUUUCUACCAAAAUCUGACGAAUCUGGAUGAUGCAAAAUUGAUUCCUUUCCGUGAGGAAUACUGUCAACGUCAAGCACGAGGUCAAUCGGUCGAUCCGAUGGAAGCGGUGAUUGCCACUAGUGAAAAUUUAGAAUUAAUAGAUCUUAGUGCGGUGACUGUCUGUAGGCAUCAAAUUCGCUGUUAUGGAAGUUGA